Messenger RNA from Camellia sinensis, 1842 nucleotides. It is a transcript of the gene ATSRL1, whose product is annotated as PRP38 family protein. The record is from RefSeq and is a predicted model, not a curated record. NCBI's taxonomy places the organism in Eukaryota, Viridiplantae, Streptophyta, Magnoliopsida, Ericales, Theaceae.
UCGCAAUUUAAUAAAAUCACAGGCCGAAAAGCGUUCUAUUCUAGGGUUUAUACAUCCACUCUUUCUCUCUCGUCAAAACUCGAAGCCAUCUUCGAGCUUCGUUGCUGCUUCUCUUUCUCUGUCUCUCUCUCUCUGAGGCAUUGAUUAACAAUUCAACAAGGAAUAGGCUCUGACUAUUUAUAAAUUUUUUGUUCUUCACGAAUUUUAAAUACAGAGUGCAAGGCAUUUGCAUUUUACGACAAAUUAUGGAGGUACAAACUUCGGGGAAACCAAUUGAUCAGCUGUUGGAGAAGGUUCUUUGUAUGAACAUUCUCUCUUCUGAUUACUUCAAAGAGCUUUAUAGAUUGAAAACUUACCAUGAAGUUAUAGACGAGAUUUACAAUCAAGUUGAUCACGUGGAGCCAUGGAUGACUGGGAACUGUCGAGGUCCUUCAACUUCAUUUUGUCUUUUGUACAAGUUUUUCACUAUGAAGCUCACUGUCAAACAAAUGCAUGGCCUGUUAAAGCAUCAAGAUUCUCCUUACAUAAGAUGUGUUGGAUUCCUCUAUUUGAGAUAUGCUGCAGAUCCAAAAACAUUGUGGAAUUGGUUUGAACCAUAUGUCAAAGAUGAAGAGGAAUUCUCUCCUGGAUCUAAUGGCCAAAUGACCACUAUGGGCGUGUAUGUGCGUGAUUUACUUCUUGGACAGGAAGCAUACUUCAGCAUAACUGCAUUAUUCUCCUCUGUUGAAUUUGUUUGGUACUAUUUUGAUACUCUCUUUCCCCGCAUCCCUGUUCCUGUAAUGCGGCAGAUUGUAUCCAACCUUGAAAAGAUGAAUCUCCCUACUAAACAUUGUGGAGUGACGGGAGAAUCCACCCGUGGAUCUGAUGACACUGCCCGUCGGCCACCAUCUGUAAAAGCUGCCCUUUCAGUCUCUUUUGGUCAACGUGCUCCUCAUCGUGCAUCAACUAGGGAUUCAUCCCCUGUUCGCCGUACAAUGCGACCACCUUCUAGUGAUAGAAAUGGUGAAGAUGAUUAUUCACGAAGAUCUCCCAGCAACCGUCGGAGCCAGAGUCGUGAUUUGUCUGAUCGAGAUUAUCCAGACCGUGACCGAGUCCGGGAACGGGACAGGAACAGGGAUAGAGAAAAGGACAGGGAAAGGGAUAGAGGGAGAGACAGAGACAGAAGCGGAGAUAGAGUUAGGGAGCGAGACAGGGACAGGGACAGGGACAGGGGCAGGGACAGGGCGCGAGAAAGGGACAGAGAUAGGCGGUAUGAUUAUGAAAGAAGGUCCGGAGAAAGCAGCAGAAGGGAUUAUGAUAAGAGCAGCCAUGAUCGGAGAAGCAGGAGCAGGAGCAGGAGCAGGAGCAGAAGUCAAAGCAACCAAACUCAUAGUGCACAUCCUGAUCAUCAUUCCAGCCCACAUAGAGAUGGCAACAAGGAAAAGACUUCUGCAUCUAGCAAUCUGGCCAAGCUUAGAGACUUGUACGGCGACUUGAGCAGUCAGAAAGAGGAUGCUGGAAGAGAUAGGCUGCCUAAUAGGGAUAGUGGUGCGGAAGAGGUUAUCAAGCUUGGAGGUUCCACUUGGAAGUAGUGCAUGAAAAGGCCAUCACGAUCAUGUGCAGUGGCUGCCCAUCCAAUGUGUCUUUCAGGCAAGAUCGACUUCUUCAUUCUGAUUGAACAGUUGCAAUUUCUUGUGAGCAAUCUUUCCUUCCAUAAUCUUCUUCUAUUGAUGAAUGAAUUGAAUGAUAUACUCAUACAAACACAUACAGUGCGUCUGCAGUUGGGCUGCAUGUAUUAUGUAUAUUUGUUGUCUGUUUAACAUUUUGUAUUUCUCCUAAAUUCAGUGGAUUGUUUUUGAUCAA